AUCCAUGUUGACGCUGAAACUGGAAACGUUCACGCUGCAGAGAGCCAGGAGAAGGAGAUGCGUGGAUGGCGUCGAGUUAACAUUCUUGUACAAUCGAACGAGAACGUUGUGUGGAUCUCGAUCAGGGAGAGUUUUUACAUCGCCAUCUUUCAAUUUCAACGCGAGAUUCUUCACCAACCCCAAGAGGACCUAUCAGGGCUACAACAUCUCCUUCACGCCUGCAACCACAAGUUGUCACCAGAUAAUCACGGCAGCUGUUGGUCAGACUGGCACAAUAACUUCCCCUCCAGCAGAAAAAUACUGCGAAUACCGAAUCCAGGCUCCUUCUGGAAGUCGCGUGCAGGUCGACGAAGUUACAUCUAGGAUUCGAGGGACAAGGAACUGUGCAAUUGACUGGCUUCUGCUGAACGGGAGGAGUGAGAGGAUGUACCCGCCAGACACCAGCUUAAUUAUCUGCGGCAAGAGGGUAGUGUCUUCACCUCUGACAUCCGAGACCAAUGAGAUGUACGCAGCUUAUCAAGGCACCAGGAGGAGAAGCCGCGGUGUCACUAUCAAGUAUACCGUCAUCUAAGUCAAACGUUCCUUGAUUUUCUCGCUCACUCCGUGGACGAUGCAAUCACUACUCCAAUGUAUCUGUACGGGCACGAAUUCAUUAUUACACCUGCGACCCUUUCAGUUUACCUCUUGCCCACGAUGUUUCUUUGUUUAAAAUCAUAUCACUGGUAAGCCAAGUCAGCUGAUAAACGAGGAACAGUAGCAUCCUUAUAGUGUUCUACAAUAACCGCCCCAAGAAAAUAAAUAUAUGCAGCAG
This is a messenger RNA of Eriocheir sinensis (Chinese mitten crab), 811 nucleotides long. RefSeq lists its product as uncharacterized. The transcript is spliced from 4 exons. The coding region runs from base 5 to 571 and encodes 188 amino acids. The record is from RefSeq and is a predicted model, not a curated record. NCBI's taxonomy places the organism in Eukaryota, Metazoa, Arthropoda, Malacostraca, Decapoda, Varunidae.